Messenger RNA from Mugil cephalus (flathead mullet), 5136 nucleotides. RefSeq names its product v-akt murine thymoma viral oncogene homolog 2 (gene akt2). The coding region runs from base 1710 to 3158 and encodes 482 amino acids. The record is from RefSeq and is a predicted model, not a curated record. The transcript has 14 exons. NCBI's taxonomy places the organism in Eukaryota, Metazoa, Chordata, Actinopteri, Mugiliformes, Mugilidae. Gene Ontology annotation, molecular function: ATP binding; protein serine/threonine kinase activity. Gene Ontology annotation, biological process: protein phosphorylation.
CUGCUGUACCGUCUGCCUGAAACAGGACUCUUACGAGCUAAGCAGGCGACUAACCACAUUAAACCUACAAAGAGGCUUUUUUUUUUUUUUUUUUUUUCUUUUUUAAAUAUUUGCCAGUUUGUGAAGAUAUACACAGUCGCGUUUAACCUACGUGUCCACCAGUUUGCGCCUCGGUGGACUGCUUCAUGCGCUUCAGUAAACCACUGCAGCAGGAACUGAGCACGAAGCGGCCGCUGUUGUUGUUGUGAGAGAAGAAAACAAGCUCGGCGAGCAGAGCAGAUCAUUGACAGAGUUCAGUACACACAGGCUUCGUGUGAUAGCUAGUAUUAGCUACUGGAAGCUUUGAGCGGCGCAGCUCCGAGGCUCCACGACAGGCGACUACUGGGAAUAUAAAUAUAUAUAUAUAUAAAUAUAUAUUUUUUGACUUUUUUUUUUUGUUCGAGGUAAGAACACUAAUGAGUACUAGCUGACACGCUAACUAGCUGCUAGCUUGGAGAUAUUUUGGCCGGCUGUCCUGUUUGCUCGUAUCGUAUUGGGGUCGUGGUCAGCGUCCUCGCCGCCGUCCGACGCGCCACUGGGCCCAGCUGCCCUUCUGCUGUAACGUUGAACGUCGCUGCUCCUUGGUGACUCUUAAAGUGCGUUUAAAAAGCCAACGACCUACCUCGGACUUGAAGGUAACGUUUGCUGACUUUGUCUCAGCUAGCUAGCUACCACACUGGGAGGAUGUGGACGUGUUAACAGUACGGUAAUGUUUACGUUAGGGACCUUAUGGUCGAGCUGGCUUACAGUAGGUCAUUUUUUUUUCUCUUUUUCUUUAAGAUAUGGAAUAAAUAUAAUGUAGUAUAAUCUAACUGUGCACGUAUACACGUAUUGCUGCUGUCAUGCCAGUUGCCCGUUGUUGUUUAUUCGAGAGUUGCUACGUGUAAACUACAAGCCACCCGUGACGUUUUUAUUGUAGCCACGCGACAUGUUUGUAAAGACAAACUGUUGUACGGUAUACAAAAACAAAGUUGUUCCCCUUAUUUAUUACCUCAAAGAGCUAUUAUCUAGUGUUCAGGCCAUUCACGCUAUAUCCGAGUGCCCGUGAAUGGCCAUAAAAAAAGUCUGAAGUCGAGGGGAGGCUUAUCUGUUUUUAUCUUUGUAAACAAAGCAGUUCAAACAGUCUUCGCGACUGUAUGCACUGUAAUAUUCAGCCCCAUCAUUUUCACCGAAAUGCCGUGAAAUUCUGGUAAACCUAUUAUCUAACAUAAGCUGUUGAUUCAGGGCUGACCCUGGACCACCAAGGCCUCUUCUCAAACAUUCAUCAAGAGCCGGGAGAGGAUAUUGCAUUUGACAGUGCAGAGCAUGUAUUUUAUUUUUACUAAUUGUUAGAGCAGUGGCAUUGAUCCCCUGAGAUAUUUUUUUUUUAUAGCUGGAAAACAACGGUCUAGCAAGAGUAUUUGGAUGGAACAUGAUGGUGAAAACACAACAUGUGUCAGCAUCAGGAGCUUUGCACGAGAGAAUGGAGGUGCCUGAAGUUCUCAUGACAGGGACGUGCAGAUUUCAGCAGUUUUCUUUGUUGUGGAGUUGUGUUUCAAGGCAACAGAGCGUUUCGGGAGGUAUUUUUUAUCUGAGCCACAGUUAGGCACUUGACCAAUAAGAACAGUUUGCACAAUUUCCACCAGCUUGUCUGCAGCCCCCUUCCCACCCAGACAGUCUUCUGCCCCAGCAUGGAUGAAGUCAACGUUGUGAGAGAGGGAUGGCUCUACAAGAGAGGUGAAUACAUCAAAACGUGGCGUCCUCGUUACUUCAUCUUAAAGAGCGAUGGCUCCUUCAUUGGCUACAAAGAGAAGCCUGAGGUGUCCAGUGACCACAACCUCCCACCUCUCAACAACUUCUCUGUCGCAGAGUGUCAGCUGAUGAAGACGGAGCGCCCCAAGCCCAAUACGUUUGUCAUUCGGUGCCUGCAGUGGACCACUGUUAUCGAGCGGACCUUCCAUGUAGAAAACAACGAGGAGAGGGAGGAAUGGAUGCUAUCGAUCCAGGCUGUAGCAAAUAGCCUGAAGAGUCAGCAGCAGGAUGAGGAACCCAUGGAGAUCAAAUUUGGCUCGCCAAGUGACAUGAGCGGCACAGAGGAGAUGGAAAUCGCCAUGUCCAAAUCCCGCACAAAAGUGACCAUGAGUGAUUUCGACUACCUGAAGCUGCUGGGCAAAGGCACAUUUGGUAAAGUGAUCCUGGUGAAGGAGAAGGCCACGGGGAUGUACUACGCCAUGAAGAUCCUCCGCAAAGAAGUCAUCAUUGCUAAAGAUGAGGUGGCACACACAGUUACAGAAAGCAGAGUACUCCAAAAUACGCGGCAUCCCUUUCUGACGACACUAAAAUAUGCAUUUCAAACGCACGACCGACUAUGCUUUGUGAUGGAGUACGCAAAUGGAGGAGAACUCUUCUUUCACCUGUCCCGGGACAGAGUAUUCAAAGAAGACAGAGCUCGAUUCUACAGUGCAGAAAUCGUGUCUGCACUGGAGUAUCUGCACUCACGCAAUGUAGUUUACAGGGACCUAAAGCUGGAGAACCUCAUGUUAGACAAGGAUGGCCACGUAAAGAUAACAGACUUUGGGCUGUGUAAAGAAGGGAUCACAGACGGUGCCACCAUGAAAACCUUCUGUGGAACCCCGGAGUACCUAGCACCGGAGGUGUUGGAGGACAAUGACUACGGACGAGCAGUGGACUGGUGGGGACUGGGCGUAGUGAUGUAUGAGAUGAUGUGCGGCCGGUUGCCGUUCUACAACCAGGACCACGAGCGUCUGUUUGAGCUCAUCCUCCUGGAGGAGAUCCGCUUCCCCAAGAACCUUGCUCCUGAGGCCAAGGCCCUGCUGGCAGGCCUGCUCAAAAAGGAUCCCAAACAAAGGCUGGGAGGCGGACCAGACGAUGCCAAAGAAGUGAUGGCCCACAAGUUCUUCAUCUCCAUCAACUGGCAGGAUGUCACUGACAAAAAGCUUAUUCCACCCUUCAAGCCCCAAGUCACAUCAGAGACGGACACGCGUUACUUCGAUGACGAGUUCACAGCACAAACUAUUACAAUAACUCCUCCAGACAAGUAUGACAGUUUAGAUCCAGAGGACUCAGAUCAGCGUACGCACUUCCCUCAGUUCUCGUACUCUGCCAGCAUACGGGAAUGAUCACUCAGACUUUUGAACAAGCAGGCAGGCUGACACACGAUCACGAAUCCCACAUACACACUUGCACUGCUGGGGGAAAAUUGAACGACACAAACACAAAAGUGGCACAAAACACAUCUUCAUUCUGUCUUUAACGCACACACAUACUGGCAAAUCAGACAAGACACGGAUCAUAGAGUAUGAAAUGAACACGCAGACCAUGAGCGACUGACUGACCUCAGCAGGUUUGUGUGGACAGACCGGCAGCUUUGUCUCUGUACGUCCUCUCAGGGUUUGGCGUUUCGCUUCCCUGCAGGACCUCUGCUGCACUACACUGGGCACCACAUCAAAGCCUUGACACUUUGAAAACCAGGUUAUGCCAGCAAGUACCACCUCUUUACCAGCUGUACCCAUGCUUCACACACACAGUCACACCGACCGACCCGUGCAUAGACUGCAUAUAUAUAUACACACGAACAUACUUGAUAGAAUUUUAGAAAGUAUAAUCAAAAUUAGGAAAAUUGAAAAGAUUUGAGGAAAAUUACAAAUUUUGUUUCAUCACUUGUUACGGUUUUAAAUGUAAAGCCAUAUUUCUGCAUUUUUUUUUUUUUGUGAUUGUUUUUAAUGAUUUUUUUUUUUUAACAAGUGCUCUUUCUGGAACUUGCUGUUACAAAUCAAGCGUGGGAUUUUCCUACAGCGGGGGGGACACGGGGAAGAAUAGGAAGGCGAGAAGGAUUGCCAUUACUGUGUUUGCACUGCAAGCGAACGGACGUGUGGAUGUGCGAAUGUAUACGUGUGUGGAGUGCAAGCGAAUGUAUGAACAACCAUUUUCAUUCUCAGCCAUCCAUUCGUGUCUGUUUUUUAUGCAUGUUUUUGAAACUCUGAACUAUUGCUGGAAAAUUGACUAGAGAGGACACUACACAGCACACUUAAUGGGCUUUUUUCUUUCUUCUUUUUUUUUUUUUCAAAGGGAACAGGCAUGUAAUUAGUGACUGCUGUGAUCAGCUUGCCGUUAAGUUGACAGGAAUAGAAACUGGGAUCUUGUGCAUGGCUAACCUUUGCUUUAAAAAGCUGCAUCCAUUUAAUUCGAAGUGAUGCAGCGGUCAUCCUCUCAGAGGUCCAGGUUGGUGCGUCCAGAUCGAUGACUGACCAAAUUGUUGCUGGUUGCAGGUUAUUCUUGUGCCAGUCGCACACUGUGUUGAAGACCGUAAGAAUAGAAGGAAAGAGGACAAUGGAGACUAUUCUAGACACUUUUUGACCACAUUUUCCCCCACAACCUGUUGUGACAGACCAAUGUAGACGAACACAGCAACCUGCUGUCCUUGGUCCAGUAAUUCUCACUUCCUAUCUGAACAGUCAGACACCAGUCUUUUAUUCAUGUUGUUUUUGUAAUAUCAGUGUAAGUUUUUAAAAUAAGCUUUUGAAUGUCCCCAUAUUUAAAUAAUGAAAGGGUUCCAAUUGUUGGUAAGAGGCCAAAAAUUGUCUAACUUAGCCGUGAUGGACUUUAAACACUUCAUAUGAUUCCACAUUUGAUGUUUAGAGUGUCUGGUUUGUAUUUUCUUUAAUGCUGUGUCUUGAAGCACUUAAAUCUAUGUAGUUGUAUGUCUUGAGCAAAAGUAUGCAGGUUUACAAGCCAGCUAAAUGCCGCGUGAGCUGUUUGACCAGCCCUCAGCCUACGGGAAACGUCACCUGAAAUGAAAACCUGCAAACUUUGAGUCACGACGGCACAUGGUUGAGAGAAGCCCUGGACAGCGUGUUGGGAAGUGCUCGUUUUUGACGCAAGCAUAUUAUGUUCCAUAAUGCUGGAAGAGAUGUCGGUUGUUUUCUGAGCUUACUCUAAAGGAACAUCAAACCGGUUUGUAUGUCAUCGUUUUGUUUUUGUCUGUUGAUUUUUUUUUUUUCCCUUUUUGUCCAUCUCUCAAUUUUUUUGAAGACACAUUGUCUUGUUUAAGUAUACAUUAUAUAAAGUAUAUAUAUAUUAAAAGUUUUUUUAAACUGC